UCUACGUGGACCGGUGCCGAAGCCUCCCACUCCACUGCCAGGACCUGUGCCAAAGCCAGAGACAUGGCGACGAACGGCACCAAGACGGAGGGCGGACAGGUCACAGAGCUGAACGACGUGGCCACCAACAACGAGCGGCCCGAGUCACUGGAGGUGCGCGGCGCCGCCGCCGCCGCCGUCACGCAGCAGCAGCAGCAGCCGCCGGCGUUACCCGAGAGAGAAACGUGGGGAGGGAGAUUUGACUUCCUCCUGUCGUGUGUGGGUUACGCAAUUGGACUGGGCAACGUGUGGAGGUUCCCCUAUCUCUGUGGAAAGAACGGUGGAGGAGCCUUCUUGAUUCCCUAUUUUUUGACUCUCAUAUUUGCUGGGAUGCCCUUGUUCCUCCUGGAGACCUCCCUGGGUCAAUACACCUCCAUUGGAGGGCUCGGUGUGUGGAAACUGGCUCCAAUGUUUAAAGGUGUGGGCAUGGCAGCAGCCGUCCUGUCCUUCUGGCUUAACAUUUACUACAUUGUCAUCAUCUCUUGGGCCAUUUACUACCUGUACAACUCCUUCACCACUGAACUUCCAUGGAGCUCAUGUAACAACGUGUGGAACACAGAGAAAUGUUACACCAACCACUCCAUUCUCGACACCACCAACCUCACCAGUUCGGUGGUGGAGUUUUGGGAGCGCAACAUGCACGAAAUGACCGACGGCCUGGAAAAACCAGGCACGAUUCGACUGCCGCUGGCGAUAACGCUGGCCGUCGCCUGGGUCCUGGUGUACUUCUGCAUCUGGAAAGGGGUUGGCUGGACAGGGAAGGUCGUCUACUUCUCGGCCACGUACCCCUACUUCAUGCUGUUUAUUCUCUUCAUCCGCGGCGUGACUCUCCCCGGAGCGGUGGACGGAAUCCUGUUCUACAUCACCCCCAACUUCCAAAAACUCAAAGAAUCGGAGGUAUGGCUGGAUGCAGCUACCCAGAUCUUUUUUUCCUACGGAUUGGGAUUGGGGUCACUUAUAGCUCUGGGCAGCUAUAACCCGUUCAACAACAACGUGUACAAAGACUCCAUCAUCGUGUGCUGCAUCAACUCGUGCACCAGCAUGUUCGCCGGCUUCGUGAUCUUCUCCAUCAUCGGCUUCAUGUCGCACGUGACGAAGAGACCCAUCGCCGACGUCGCGGCUUCGGGUCCCGGCUUAGCUUUCCUGGCCUACCCGGAGGCCGUCGCCCAGUUGCCCGUGUCUCCUCUCUGGGCCAUUCUGUUCUUCUCCAUGCUGCUCAUGCUGGGGAUAGACAGCCAGUUCUGCACCGUGGAAGGCUUCAUCACCGCCCUGAUGGACGAGUUCCCCAAAGUUCUCAGGGGCCGACGAGAGAUCUUCAUCGCGGUCGUCUGUCUGGUGUCGUAUGUGAUCGGACUUUCAAACAUCACGCAGGGCGGAAUCUACGUGUUCAAGCUGUUCGACUACUACUCUGCCAGUGGGAUGUGUCUGCUGUUCUUGGUCUUCUUUGAAUGCAUCUCCAUAUCCUGGUUCUACGGUGUGGACAAGUUCUACGACAACAUCCAGGAGAUGAUUGGCUACAGGCCCUGCAUCUGGUGGAAGAUGUGCUGGGUGGUGUUCACCCCGCUCAUCGUCGGCGGCGUGUUCCUGUUCAGCGCCAUUCAAAUGGUUCCUCUGAAAAUGGGAGACUAUGUGUUCCCGGGCUGGGGUCAGGGAGUGGGCUGGCUCAUGGCGCUGUCCUCCAUGGUUCUCAUACCGGGAUACAUGAUCUACAUGUAUCUGGGCCUCAAGGGCACGUACAAAGAGCGUCUUCAGAUCAUGCUCAGGCCUCCUGCGGUCGUCAGGCGAGCUGUGGAGAACGUACCCGAGCAGCAGGCGGAGACCGACGCGGCGAAGCUAUCCAGCCCCGCGGACCCCGCCAGCCCCGCCGCCAGCCCCGCCGGCCCGGCUCCGGUCAUCGCCGCCGCCGCCGCCAGCCCCGUAAACCCCGCUAACCCGGCUCCUGCGCCAGCUAAUCCAGUCGCCGCCGCAGCUAGCGCCGUUAGCCCAGUGACCCAGGCUACUAGUCCCGCCCCCAACAUCACCAUCACCACCACCAGCAGCAGCACCGCCACCACGGCGAGUCCGGCGAACCCCGCCACGACAACUGUUAGCCCGACCGGCCCGCCGCCCAACCCGGCGAGCCCAGCGGCGCCCGCGAACCCAACCAGCCCGACCUCUAACCUGACCAACGCCGAGGCCAACGUGUAGAUAUCAAAAAAACCCUCGUGGAGCAUGUCGACAAAAGAGAACAUUACAAAAAGGACUUCCACGAUUUUAAUUGAUUCACCUACCUCCAGGGGCAACAUGUCAAAAAAAACAGAUUUUCGAACCACGUGUAAUUUUUCUGCAUUUGUAAAAAAAAAAAACGAGCCAACGAUGUCUUAUCGUUGGUUUGCGUUCCGAAAACAAUAUCAAAGACUGUUAGCGUUCACGAAUACAAGCGUAAAUCUGAAUUGAGAAGAGAGAAAAAAGAAAAAAAGUUUAAACAUACUGUGUAAUACUGUGAGAAAAGAAGAAAAAAUACAUAGAGAUAUAGGUUAGAGAUGUGUUGAAUAUCUUCAUGGAUCAAGUAAAUACCGCGUGAAUAUAGUAGAUGAAGUAGUGAGCGAAAUUGACGUUGUUUCAAGAGCGCGAGGGACGGCGUCGAUUUUUAUUGUGGAUGUUUACUAAACCUCACACAGUUUGUCUCUUUUCCAAAACGUUGCACUCUGGGAGGUAAACUACCGGCCGCGAGCACAACGCCAAUAACAACUUCAUGUUUAGGAGCUCUGGUGCAAAAAUAUGUUGUGUGUGUGAGAGAGACUGUUAUUUUUCCUUCCCUUUUUUUUCAGUAAAAAAAAGGGAAACAAACUUUUAUGUGAUCGAUAAAAAAACAAACAUUUUUAGAAUAAUUUUUAGGAUGUUUUAUACUAUACGUGUUGUGACGGAGGACCAAAAUCAAUAGGCAGACAAAAGCAAAAACUACGCCGUUUAGUGUUUAAAGGUUGGCAAAAAGCACAGGGUACAAAAGACGUACUAGAAGAGUUUAAAAAAAUAAAAGAAGAAGAAGAAGAAAGCACAGGGUUAGGAAGGUGGCUUACAAACAUCGACUAUCCCAUAAUGCCGACAGUCAAUCCUGUUUACGUUCUUGCAUGCUUUCCUCAGGAAAAGAUUUCCGAAAUGUCUCCUGACAAAAAAAAAUAAAAAGAAGAGGAACAGAGACGGCCUUAAGCCAAUUACAACCCAUUCCAGCUCAGCCAUAGUCUGUUUACAUGACUGGCCACGGGUACAAAACACCACUUUGUACGCGAGCACCAAUAAAACCUGGACCAAACUCUGCGUUUACGUCGUUAUCCGUACCUUUUUUCGUUUUUUUUAAACGUGUGACGAUCAAUUAUAUCGUUGGAUCAAUAUGUAUUGAGCAAUACAUAUGUAGACGUGUACGUUUUUAUUUUUUGUUUGCGUCGUCUUUUGCUUUACUUUCGUGAAAAGCACAAAGCUUUACGUUAUUUCGCCCCGCGGAACUUUGCCACUUUUUAGGACGACGCUAGUUUGCGUCUACGGCAGCUCCUGUGGGAAAAAAAGAAUUAAAAAAGGCAUCUGACGCGACACAAUGUUUACUCCCGAAAAAGCAAAACAACCCAGUGUAAAAAUGUGAAGAAUGGCUACAGUUCAUGUCCUGUGACAACAUUUUUGUAUAAAGUUACUCUGCCGCAGUUUUCUCUGGAACUUUGUUGUAAAACUGUACCGUGUGAAACAUGUAAACUGUGAAUGUCCGUAAUACUUUGGAAGUUAUUGUCUAAAUGUUGAAAAAAUGGA
Molecule: messenger RNA, 3816 nt
Organism: Pseudoliparis swirei
Lineage: Eukaryota; Metazoa; Chordata; Actinopteri; Perciformes; Liparidae
Gene: slc6a1a
Product: solute carrier family 6 member 1a
Exons: 14
Coding region: 64-2226 (720 amino acids)
Biological process (GO): neurotransmitter transport; sodium ion transmembrane transport
Cellular component (GO): plasma membrane; cell surface; axon
Molecular function (GO): gamma-aminobutyric acid:sodium:chloride symporter activity
Source: RefSeq, a predicted model, not a curated record